AGAACAUCUCGAGAAAUCACUUGCAAUCAAGACAGAAAUCGGUGACAUAGAUGGAGUAGCCACCUCUUACAUGAGCCUUGGAUUGUUGUAUCAAUCAGUUGGCGAAGAAGAUAAGGCUAAUGAACACUUGGAGAAAGCAUUGGCGAUCAAGAGAAAAACUGGUGACAAGGAGGGAGUAAUUAUGUGUUGCAAUAAUCUCGCCUUUUUAUUUUCCUCUCUUGGUAAAUAUCCCAAGGCUAACAAAUAUAAUCAGGAAGCACUUUCCAUCGCAUCAGAAAUUGGACACAGGGAGGGGAAAGCCUUCUCUUUAUUAGCGCAAGGAAAUAUCUUGUACUCAAUUCAUAACUAUGUCAAGGGUAAAGAGUAUUACGAAGAAGCAAUUGCCAUCUGCAAAGAAAUUGGACAACGAUAUUUAGAAGCCGGUUGUUGCAUAUGUUCAGGAAAGGUUCUUUUCAAAGAUGGUGAAUAUGUUAAGGCUGAAGAACAUUACACGAAGUCACUUGCCAUUAGUGAGGACAUUGGAGAUCUUUCUCUGCAGUACCAAUCGCUCAAAGAACUAGCAUGCUUAAGAAUACAAGAAGGCAAGAAUCAGGAAGCUACCACGUACUUACUUACUGCCGUCGAAAAAUGCGAGAAAAUGCGCGGCUCCCUACGAGAUAACGAUCAAUGGAAGAUAUCGUUUUCGGAUAACAAAAUUUCUUCCUACAAGAUCCUCUGUACAUUGCUUUGUAAAACCAGAAAUCUCGUGCCAGCUUUGUAUGUUUCAGAGCUUGGGAAGGCCAGGGCUUUGGCAGAUUUGAUGUCAGCUAAGUACUCUGUGAAGAAUCAAGUAUCCGCUAAUCCUCAAACAUGGUCUGGAAUUGAAAGCAUCAUCGACAGAGAACGUAAUUGUUCUUGUCUAUACCUCUCCUAUUCUUUUGACAGCAUGUAUAUCUGGAUUCUUAAAAGAGGUGGAGUCACGUAUUUCCGAGAAAUUGAGGGAAAGGACCUUAUUGCUUACGAACGACCUGUUAAAAAUCUUGAAGACUUUUUUGCCAACAAAAGCUUUAGAAGUUUUGGCACGUCACCAUGGCCAACGGAGCUACGCAAAGAUGAGUCUUUAAAUGCCAUACAAGGUAAAUCCAAUUCAUGGGAGGAUGACAGCUAUGAAGGUUUCCGGAUUGGAAAUGAAAGUAAAGAGAACCAAGGUCCAAAAAUGAAUCUUCCUCUGUGUUACAAACUAAUCAUCGCUCCUGUGGCUGACUUGCUUGACGGCUCGGAAAUCAUCAUCGUUCCCGAUCGUUCUUUAUACAACAUUCCAUUUGCCGCGUUGCCUGAUGAAAGUGGGAAGACCUUAUCAGAAACUUUCAAGAUCCGGGUCGCUCCUUCUUUAACAACUCUCAGGCUCAUCCUUGACAGUCCAGCAGACUAUCACAGUCAGACCGGUGCACUGAUAGUGGGGAAUCCUGAUGUUGGUGAGGUGAUUUUCAAAGGAUGUCUAAAGUCCAUUUCGCGACUGCCUUACGCAGAAGUGGAAGCGAAGAUGGUAUGAAGAAAGCUGGGUGUUGAGCCUUUACUAGGACAGCAGGCUACUAAGCAGGCGGUACUUCAAGCAAUGGAUUCGGUGGCUCUGAUUCAUUUGGCUGCUCACGGUGAUGCAGAAAGAGGAGAGAUUGCCCUGGCACCUUCUUUUCGCAUUCCUAACGGUAUUCCUCGAGAAGGGCUCUACUUAUUGACAAUGUCGGACAUUUCAAAACUUCAACUGCGAGCUAAACUGGUAGUCCUUAGCUGUUGCCAUAGUGCACGUGGAGAGAUUAAGGCCGAGGGAGCGGUAGGAAUUGCUCGAGCAUUCCUAGGAUCUGGCGCACGCUCAGUGUUGGUGUCACUGUGGGCCAUAGAAGACAACUCAACAGAGCAGUUAAUGAGUCAGUUCUACGAUCACCUUGUUCGUGGGGAAAGCGCUAGUGACUCUCUUCACCAGGCUAUGAAGUGGAUGAGAUGUAACGGCUACUCUGACGUGAAGCAGUGGGCGCCUUUUAUACUGAUUGGGGAUAACGUGAACUUUGAUUUUGGAAAGUAAGGUAAGUUUACUUGAAAAAGCGCUUUCUGUUUUCUAACAAAGGAUUCGUGGUAACUGUUCAGUAUUUUGCUGAGGAAUUAUCGAUCGGACUGAGUGUGUUUUCAAGAAGAGUAAGGUGCAGCAUAUCUGAUUUUUUGAUUACUAUUGUUUUUCUGUUCUUCUGCGCGGACAUGGUAUUUUAUAAUAACUGACCUGCUUUCGAUGAGAAUAGGGGCCAUGAAAUUACGUAACCUGAAAAGCAGGCUUCACCGACGAAAUUUCGGAUAUUCAUCGCACUCAGCUGUAAACGUUACAGUGGAACUUCGCAUGGUUCCAGCAAAGAUUCUUAUCAAACAAUUAAGGAAGCCACUACCCAUAUAUUAUUGUAGUGGUGUUUCAUGUAAUCGCGAAGUACGUUUGAGAAAUUUAGA
Molecule: messenger RNA, 2469 nt
Organism: Orbicella faveolata
Lineage: Eukaryota; Metazoa; Cnidaria; Anthozoa; Scleractinia; Merulinidae
Molecular function (GO): protein binding
Source: RefSeq, a predicted model, not a curated record